Coprinopsis cinerea okayama7#130 is the source of this 1641-nucleotide messenger RNA. RefSeq lists its product as hypothetical. Gene Ontology annotation, biological process: post-translational protein targeting to endoplasmic reticulum membrane. The transcript has 10 exons. Bases 1 to 1641 code for a protein of 546 amino acids. Lineage: Eukaryota; Fungi; Basidiomycota; Agaricomycetes; Agaricales; Psathyrellaceae. Gene Ontology annotation, cellular component: TRC complex; membrane. Gene Ontology annotation, molecular function: protein binding; molecular adaptor activity. The record is from RefSeq and is a predicted model, not a curated record.
AUGGUUGACGACUCCGAGUCUGAGAAGCAGCUGGUGCUGGCAGCAGAGAAACUGAAGCUCAGGGGAAACGAACACUUUGCUCGGGGUGAACACGAUGCAGCCAUCCACCAUUUCACAGAGGCUAUUAAGAAACACCCCCAAAAUGCCAUUUUGUAUGCCAAUCGCACAGCAGCUUGCAUAGCCAAGAAGAACUACAUCGAGGCCACGAAUGAUGCUGAACAUGCAGUGAAAAUUGACCCGAUGUAUGCUAAAGGCUGGGUGAGGUUGGCGAUGGCAAGUCACCAUCUAAGCAAGUGGGACCGCUCAAUCGAAGCAUGGAACCGUGCUUUGGAGUGCCUGCCCAAAACCAAUGCUGCGAUGACACCCACGGAAAGAGCUAUGAAGGUUCAAUUCGAGGAAGGACUGAAGAAGGCCAAAGAGGCCAGGACUGCCCCGAUUGCACGCAGCGGAAGGAUUUUUGCGCCUGAAGAGGCGCCGUGGAUGAGAGCAAUUGCUCUAUUCCCGCAGAUUAGAGCUCGAGGUGGUCUUUCCAGUGCCAAGGGCCUGAUGAACUCCUAUCGGAACUGGAAAAAUGGCAUGGAUAAGUUGAAUGCCAUGAUAUACGCGGAGGUUGGAGGUAACAUCGCUGCGAAAGGAUUGGUUCAAGGGAUGGAAGGCUUGACAAAUGCAAUAGUUGGCGAUGAGAGAGUCUUCCAUAUCACAGAUACAUCCUUCUUCCGCAGAGCCAAGCACCAAAUAACUUUGGAGAGUGUUGAAAGAAAAGGCUGGUAUGAUGUAGCGCACAACGAGACUGUGAAGGAAGAGAUAUUGAAGAGAUUGGACAAGGAAGGCUGGGACACUGUCAGACCCGCAAUUGCUGCCACAGUGAGGGCCUGGAUUUUCACCGCAUACAUCCGGUCAGACCCGGCGACAAACCAGAGACUUUUGGCUGAUGAUUUCUACGGUCGAGCUCUGGAUCUGUGCGACUGGGGACGCCAACAGUGGCCUGACGUUCCGAGAGGUGAUCGAGGAGCCAUCUUUGAGCUGUCUUUCAUCCGUGGCAUCAAGCGCCUCAAGCUGGAGAAUAUGUUUACGGAAUUCAGUGCCAACUGGGGCAAGCGUUCGUCCUUCUCCCAGCAGAACGUGACUAGAUGUGCGGAGAGCCUCAUCGAAGACGUGGUCAAAGAUCCCGCUUCACAGGAAAUCAUAACGGAUAUAUCAGGUCAUUACGAACUACAUUGGUUGAGGCCCAAAGGAAGCGCGCUUAGUAUCCUUGGAUGGAUCAACGCGGAAUUCGGACGUGCUAUGGGCCCAGCACAGAGAGAUAGAAGAAUUCGCACUCUGAGGAGAGCUGGGCAGUACUACUUGGAGACAGCGGAGAUACACCCGGUCGACGACGAACAGUAUUUAUACUGCCUACGGGUCGCCUUGGAAUGCCUUCCCGAGGCUGGAGCACCGCUGAAGGAGAUUCUGCCUCUUUGCAAGCGCUUUAGGGAGGUUGUUCCUGGGGUGUUACAGAUCUGGGAGAUGGGGUCAUUCGGCUUCAGGAUCAAAAUAUGGGACAGAGAGAUGGAGGGAUUCAUUGAAGCUCGCGAGAAGGCCAUCAAAGCGGGGGAGGAGACGUUGGAAUCGGUCGUUGCUUUGCCUCCGGCGUUUCCAUAG